Kwoniella shivajii is the source of this 1140-nucleotide messenger RNA. RefSeq lists its product as uncharacterized. The record is from RefSeq and is a predicted model, not a curated record. Gene Ontology annotation, cellular component: cytoplasm. Gene Ontology annotation, molecular function: 2-oxoglutarate-dependent dioxygenase activity. Bases 1 to 1140 code for a protein of 379 amino acids. The transcript is spliced from 5 exons. Lineage: Eukaryota; Fungi; Basidiomycota; Tremellomycetes; Tremellales; Cryptococcaceae.
AUGGCCACCACUAUAACGGAGACGAUCACCGAGCCUUUACGAACCUUACGUCUGCGCCCAGAGUCAUCGGAGAAGACGGAGAAGCCUAAUUUCAAGGGAACCAAGUACGACCAUGAUAAAGAUGCAGGUGGAAACAAGGACGACGCAUACCCAUACGCUUGGGCCCUUCCGACAUUCAACAACGACAAGUAUCCCCCGUUGACAUCUUUCGAGCACAAGGAUCCCGGAUUGGAAGCUCUGAAGCACGAGAACCCUAAAGAGUUCCUUGCGAACGCAGAAGUCUCGGAUUUGACUCCAAGAUUCGGAGCUGAUGUGUCAGGUGUACAACUGACACAACUAGACACUCGAGGCAAACAACAGCUAGCGAAAUUCGUGGCAGAGAGGGGUGUUGUUGUUUUCCGGGAUCAGGACUUCUUAGAUCAAACUCCGGAAUGGAUGCUGAAUGAUUGGGGAUCCUUCUUUGGUCGAUUACACGUUCAUCCAACUUCCGCGCAUCCCAAAGACCAUCCCGAAUUCCACCUUGUAUACCGAGAUAUGAGCAAGACUUUCAACUACGAGUUUACCGAUCGUUUCACAUCGAGUGUAUGGCACUCUGAUGUCACAUACGAAGAACAACCUCCUGGACUUACCACUCUGUUCCUCUUCGACUCCCCAGCUUCCGGAGGUGACACUGCUUACGUUUCACAGACAGAAGCUUAUAAGCGACUGUCACCUUCCUUCCGAGCCUACCUCGAAACACUGGAGGUUAUCCACUCAGGUGUUGAACAAGCUAAUUAUUCGAGAGCCGGAAAUCGAGGUGGUACCGUUCGAAGAGAGCCCGUUGAGACCGCACAUCCAUUGGUUCGAUCCCAUCCAGUCACAGGAGAGAAAGCACUGUAUGUGAACAAGCAAUUUUCCAGAAGGAUUGUUGGGUUGAAACAGGAAGAAAGUGAAGCUAUCCUCAAUUUGCUAUACGAUCACUUAGCAAAAGGUGUAGACUUCCAAGUCCGGGUAAAAUGGUCCCCCAAAGCGGUGGUUUUAUGGGAUAACCGAAUCACAGCACACAGUGCUAUUGUUGAUUUCGACUCUGCGCAGGAUGGGCGAAGACAUGGGGCUAGAAUCACUCCUCAAGCCGAGAGACCUUUUUUGCGUAAAGAGUAA